Lagenorhynchus albirostris (white-beaked dolphin) is the source of this 5607-nucleotide messenger RNA. RefSeq names its product potassium calcium-activated channel subfamily N member 3 (gene KCNN3). Bases 311 to 2452 code for a protein of 713 amino acids. Lineage: Eukaryota; Metazoa; Chordata; Mammalia; Artiodactyla; Delphinidae. Gene Ontology annotation, biological process: potassium ion transmembrane transport. The transcript is spliced from 9 exons. Gene Ontology annotation, molecular function: calmodulin binding; small conductance calcium-activated potassium channel activity. The record is from RefSeq and is a predicted model, not a curated record. Gene Ontology annotation, cellular component: neuron projection; neuronal cell body; plasma membrane.
UGAAGCUGAACCUGGCCUCACACGCUCCUAGAGGACCACCUCCUGAGACAGAGUUCUUUUUCCCCCUUCUUCUUCUUUCUCCAAGCUCCCCUCCUGCCCUCCCUCCCUGCCCAGUACAAUGCAUUCUUGAGUGGCAGCGUCUGGACUCCAGGCAGCCCCAGAGAACCGGAGCAAGCCAAAGAGAGAGGACUGGAGCCAAGACACUCUGGUGGGGGAGCUUGGAUGCCUGGCUUCCUUUGAGGACAUCUUUGGAACGAGGGUGGCUUUGGGGUGGGGAGUUGUGCUGCAGGGAAUCCAGCCAGGCCCCAAGAUGGACACUUCUGGGCACUUCCAUGACUCCGGGGUGGGGGACCUGGAUGAAGACCCCAAGUGCCCCUGUCCAUCCUCCGGGGAUGAGCAGCAGCAGCAGCCGCCACCGCCGCCGCCACCAGCACCAGCACCACCAGCAGCCCCCCAGCAACCCCCAGGACCCCCGUUGCAGCCUCAGCCUCCGCAGCUUCAGCAGCAGCAGCAGCAGCCGCAUCCCCUGUCUCAGCUCGCCCAACUCCAGAGCCAGCCCAUCCACCCCGGCCUGCUACACUCCUCUCCCACUGCUUUCAGGGGCCCCCCUUCAUCCAACUCCACCGCCAUCCUCCACCCUUCCUCCAGGCAAGGCAGCCAGCUCAAUCUCAAUGACCACUUGCUUGGCCACUCUCCAACUUCCACAGCCACAAGUGGGCCUGGUGGAGGAGGCCGGCACCGGCAGGCCAGCCCCCUGGUGCACCGGCGGGACAGCAACCCCUUCACAGAGAUAGCCAUGAGCUCCUGCAAGUACAGCGGUGGGGUCAUGAAGCCCCUCAGCCGGCUCAGCGCCUCCCGGAGGAACCUCAUCGAGGCUGAGCCCGAGGGCCAGCCCCUCCAGCUCUUCAGCCCGAGCAACCCCCCGGAGAUCGUCAUCUCCUCCCGGGAGGACAACCAUGCCCACCAGACCCUGCUCCAUCACCCCAAUGCUGCCCACAACCACCAGCACGCCGGCGCCACCGCCAGCAGCACCACCUUCCCCAAAGCCAACAAGCGGAAAAACCAAAACAUUGGCUAUAAGCUGGGACACAGGAGGGCCCUGUUUGAAAAGAGGAAGCGACUGAGUGACUAUGCUCUGAUUUUUGGGAUGUUUGGAAUUGUUGUUAUGGUGAUAGAGACCGAGCUCUCUUGGGGUUUGUACUCAAAGGAUUCCAUGUUUUCACUGGCCCUGAAAUGCCUUAUCAGUCUGUCCACCAUCAUCCUUUUGGGUUUGAUCAUCGCCUAUCACACACGUGAAGUCCAGCUCUUCGUGAUCGACAAUGGUGCGGACGACUGGCGGAUAGCCAUGACCUACGAGCGCAUCCUCUACAUCAGCUUGGAGAUGCUGGUGUGCGCCAUCCACCCCAUUCCUGGCGAGUACAAGUUCUUCUGGACGGCGCGCCUGGCCUUCUCCUACACACCCUCGCGGGCGGAGGCCGACGUGGACAUCAUCCUGUCCAUCCCGAUGUUCCUGCGCCUGUACCUGAUCGCCCGCGUCAUGCUACUGCACAGCAAGCUCUUCACGGACGCCUCGUCCCGCAGCAUCGGGGCCCUCAACAAGAUCAACUUCAACACGCGCUUCGUCAUGAAGACCCUCAUGACCAUCUGCCCCGGCACCGUGCUCCUCGUGUUCAGCAUCUCACUGUGGAUCAUCGCUGCCUGGACCGUCCGCGUCUGCGAAAGGUACCAUGACCAGCAGGACGUAACUAGUAACUUUCUGGGUGCCAUGUGGCUCAUCUCUAUCACAUUCCUUUCCAUUGGUUAUGGGGAUAUGGUGCCCCACACAUACUGUGGGAAAGGUGUCUGUCUUCUCACGGGCAUCAUGGGUGCGGGCUGUACUGCCCUGGUGGUGGCCGUGGUGGCCCGAAAGCUGGAACUCACCAAAGCAGAGAAGCACGUUCACAACUUCAUGAUGGACACUCAGCUCACCAAACGGAUCAAGAAUGCUGCGGCCAAUGUCCUUCGGGAAACGUGGCUAAUCUAUAAACACACAAAGCUGCUAAAGAAGAUUGACCACGCCAAAGUCAGGAAACACCAGAGGAAAUUCCUCCAAGCAAUCCACCAACUGAGGAGCGUCAAGAUGGAGCAGAGGAAGCUGAGUGACCAAGCCAACACCCUGGUGGACCUUUCCAAGAUGCAGAACGUCAUGUAUGACUUAAUCACAGAACUCAAUGAUCGGAGCGAAGAUCUGGAGAAACAAAUCGGCAGUCUGGAGUCGAAGCUGGAGCACCUCACCGCCAGCGUCAAUUCCCUGCCCCUGCUCAUCGCGGACACCCUGCGCCAGCAGCAGCGGCAGUUCCUGUCUGCCCUCACGGAGGCCCGGGGCGUCAGCGUGGCAGUGGGCACCACCCACACCCCACUCUCCGACAGCCCAAUCGGGGUGCCUCUACUCGGGAGCAGCAAGAGGAGAUGACAGGAAGCGACGCCUCUGGUAGGGCCCUUGCGGCACAGUUGGUGGAGAACAGACACCCACGUUCAAUCUCAGGUCUUCACGUGGUGGGGGGUGGGAGCUCAGAUGCACUGAAGUAGCCGGCAGUGAAGCCAGCCCGGAGGAGGGUCCCACGGGGGGAGGGCAUGGUGUCAGGCUUGGGGGAUGGGUUCCUCACCCCGGGGUCCUCCAGCCCACCUGUCUGCGUUCCUUCUGUCUAAGGAAGCCCCUGGAUGACAAAGUAAGGGAGAGCUGCCCACAGCUUUUGCCAAGACAGACAUGCUUUCCUGCCAUCCCUCGCACAGUCAUAAAACAAAAUUUAGACUGAAAGAAAAAUAGACAAAUAAAAAGCCAGACUUUCCAUCCAAUAUUAAUACCCAUAUAAACCUGUGUAUUUGCAAGCGUGUGCAUGUACACACACACAUACACAUCCCACAGUCAACCCAGGUCUUUUCUGGUUUGCACCUGGCCCAAAUAAAGAGGGACCUGGUACCUUACCCUGCACGCAGUAGGCACUCUCUAAAUGCACGUUGAGUUGGUCUGAAUCGGGAUGUGGGUGCUGUCAGUUCAGGUAGUUUGCCAGUGUCGGCCACGUCCUGAGCUUCACUGAAGAUGCAGGUUGCUUCAAACACAAAACCGGGUGCUUUGCCCUGGGUAUGCACCAUGCUUGCUCUGAGAUGAAUGACAAGCCAAAAUUGGCAUUCUGGAGAGAUAAGCAGCCUUCUAAAAAUAACAGCUUCUGCAGAGUUUUCAUCUUAUAUCCAAACAAGCUGUGUUCCACUGGAGCACAUGAUCAGGUGUAUGUGUGUGAGGGAAGGGGGGCGGGACCUGUCCAGGCAAGCACACACAUGCGCCGACAGGUGCGACCCCAGGACACCUGCAUGAAUAGAAGUAUUGUCAGGGGGGUUUGCUCAGUGCUAUUUAUCCAGCAACAGGUUUACAGCCCCAGAUGUUAGGAGCGCAAAGGGGUCAAGUGCCUCACCUGAGAGCUGGGAGAAGUGAUGGUGAGUGGCCCAGCUGGUCCUUUCUACCUGACCUAAAACCACCUCAAAGUGUAAGGUUAUGAGGAUAAAGGGAGAUUCUAGGGAACCCUGUGGGUAAGAUAAGGUGACAGGUAUUUGUCAGUAUCCUGUUCCUGCUGUGCCACGUUAAUCUUGGUGCAGAAACUAUUGUAAUACAUCUCAAACUCCAAGGGACUCCAGAAACAUCCAGAGCCAGUGUAUGACAGGCAUUGUGAGGAGAGGGCAUGCGGAUGCGUGAUAUUUUCCGCACUCCAUCACCUGACCAUGCAUAAUGUUUGUGUUGUGAAAACCAUCAUACUAAUCAUCACAUUUCUCAUUCUGAGGUCUUUGACGUCUGCUUGUGGGGACUUAAAUCAUACUGUAGGGAAUAUUUCAUCUGUUUAGGGUACAACAGAAGGGUGUCAUUUGUGGAUGGCUGUCCUGUUGGGUUUCACUUUGUACAGGACAUCACCACUUUUCCAAAGGCAGAGUCUAGCUGUGAAGACUUUUCCUCUACAGCACUGGGCCUGGUCUUCUAAGGGCAAGGGAAUCAUCAGACAGCAAAAGGUAGACCACCCUAGAAAGGCCACUCUUUCAAGAAGAGCUGGUCUCUUGUUCAACCUCGUCUUAUAUCUCUUUUCAUUGCUGUGCUCUUCCCUUGAUGCCCUCAUUUUUAUCUUGAUAACUCCUUUGAGCACUUUCCUUGGUUGCUUUGCACACCAUAGAUGCCGCACUUGCUGCUGGCUUUAACAUUUUUUUGCUUGUCCUUUUAACUAUUGAUUAUCUAAAAGAUCCCUCUCCUUUUUUAUGUCCCAGCAAUGGUGCUCCUGUUUUCAGUGACAGCUGAACAUAUAAACAGACCAAUAAGCAGAUGAAAUAACCAUGCGGUUUCUUUGUGGCGUUAGUUCAUUUCACAAAGAAAUGAAGUGAAGAGCGCUGACAGGUCAACCUGAACAUGCCAAUCCCAAUCAUCUAACCUACAGCCCUCAAUUCUUAAUUCCUGGUCACCCUUCCCAUUCCCCCGUAACCCUGUGAUGUGUGUGUGUGUGCACGUGCACACAAAUAGGGAUUUAAUCUGAAUUUCAAACAAAUGGCAUGCAAGACUCCACUGCUACCCCUCCUGCCAAAAAGUGUGUGUAGACUGUCAUUGACCCAUCACUGUCUGUGGGCGACUCUUCUUUAACCCACCACUAAUGCUAUUCACUUAGGUAAAUCCUGAUGACCCAUAACCUAGCAACACUAGCAAAGAGAGUGGUUGGAGAUAUUUCCAGGAGCGGUAGCCACUGGCAUCCUAGAAACAUAUGGGCAUUUGUAGCAUGACUGGACCUAUUGGUAGUGCAAUAGCUACGUAUGGUUUUUAUCCUUGGCGAAAGAGUACUUACUCUUCGGGAAAAAAAAACAGUGAUCAAAUCUGCAUGUCGAUCCUGCAAUGGUAAAUGGGAGGCUGCUUCUCUGUGCUGGUUUUUCAGCUUUAUGUGGGGAAGUUGCCCAUUCUCCUGCAAGUACAAUCAACCCUUGAUGACUUAGGUAUUGAUUAGGGUGUAGCUCACCCAGGUUUUCUUCCUAUAGCCCAUCCUUUGGUUAAUUCCACUGAGCCUCAGCAUCUUAGUCAGAUGGGGAAAGGGGGCAGGUGGAUUCUCGUGCCAUGACUUCUUGUUCUGUAAUUUCAAGUUUGGUGGUGGAGGAGGUUUAAUUAUCUACUCAAGAAUUGGCUCUAUGGAAAAACUAUUAAUUACAGUAACCUCACUCCAGUACUGAACUGAUUGAGUUCUGCCCACUCCUGGAAGGAUGACCCAGUGGCAGAGCCCCUACUAUAAUCCUUCUGAUAACUCAGUGUCAGGUAAAAGUACUCUAAUAUUCCCUAAAAUAUCUAGACACUUGAAUUAAAAAUACAGAGCCACCCCCUCAUCGCUUAAGCCAUAUUAUAGCUUCAUGUACUGUAAAGUCAGGGAUGUACUGUGAUACUUUAAGACCACUAAUCUCAGUGGAAUUUCAGGACAUAGCAUCAGUUGGUAAAUUAUAGCAGACUAGGGAGUCACUCCUCCUUAGAUUGAAGUCCAAAUAAAAAUCUGCAUCUUUGGAUCAAAGACCACAUAUGUGUGAUCACCAUCAAUAAAUUUAUCAUGAAGUGUCUAUGAA